AUGUCGUCCUCUGCAUCUACUUCCAAGCCUGUCGAACCAAAAAAAGAGAAAGAUAAAGAAGAGGAGAAGACAGAAGAAAAGCCACAAGUUAACACACUGGGCCUGCUGGAGGAAGACGAUGAGUUUGAAGAAUUCGAGACCGCAGAUUGGGACGAUUCCCAAACGGAUAUGGCACAUCUAAAUGGUGCCGCUUCCGGUGCAGCAAAGUCUGGUGGUGACAAGCUCUGGGAAGAUAAUUGGGAUGAUGACGAUAUAGAGGAUGAAUUCAGCGUGCAGUUGAGGAAUGAACUGGCGAAGACUGGAAAAAGCAGUGGGAACGAUAUGGAACAAUAG
Messenger RNA from Desarmillaria tabescens, 333 nucleotides. Its product is annotated as DSS1/SEM1 family-domain-containing protein. Bases 1 to 333 code for a protein of 110 amino acids. The record is from RefSeq and is a predicted model, not a curated record. The transcript is spliced from 3 exons. NCBI's taxonomy places the organism in Eukaryota, Fungi, Basidiomycota, Agaricomycetes, Agaricales, Physalacriaceae. Gene Ontology annotation, cellular component: proteasome regulatory particle, lid subcomplex; proteasome complex. Gene Ontology annotation, biological process: proteasome assembly; mRNA export from nucleus; double-strand break repair via homologous recombination.